Messenger RNA from Cladocopium goreaui, 1407 nucleotides. NCBI's taxonomy places the organism in Eukaryota, Dinophyceae, Suessiales, Symbiodiniaceae. The record is from the annotation of a GenBank genome assembly.
AUGGCUGGGGAGAAGAACUCCGCGUUGGACUUGGACCUGCAGGCAGUGGAAAACAUCCCUCGAGACACUCUCGUGGCUCUUCUGCGGCGAAAGGACAAAGAGCUGAAAACGCAGCAGGGGAAGAUCGAGAAGCUCGAGGAGAGAUAUGUGAAAGUGGUGCGCUUCAACAAGAUCCUCAUGGAGGAUCGACAAUCGUUUCAACGAUUUUGCCACGAAUUGCUUCCUGAGUGCGACGGCGCCUUUGAGGAAGCUGCCCUUCAAGAGACACCCACAGAUCUGCAAGAGCUGCUGAGACAGCUCGGUGAAUGGAGAAGUCAUUCAGACGCAGCAAGAGACGAUCGCAAAGUUUUCCAGCAGUUCUUGGAGCUCUGCUUUCCCGGGGAUGAGUCACUUGCGAAGCUUUUUGCGAGGCCCAAUCUUGGCGAGGGAGCUUUCGAUUUGCUGCAAAAGAAAUGGAUGGAGCUGGAGGACCUGCACAAUCAGUCCAUUGCGAGUAUCAACGCAAUGGCUCGUGAACAGGCUGUUUUGCAACAAGAGGAUCUGCAGCAAGCGCAGCAAGCGCAGAGGGAAGCAGAGAAGAAGUUGCAGGAAAUGAAAGAAGAGCUCACUGGCAUGGCACGAGAGAAGGCGCAAAUGUUGAAGCAGAAGCUUCAUGGAAGGAAUGCAGGUUCCACCAAUGAGGUUAUGGAGGAGGCGUCAUCACCUAGAGGGCGUGAGCAACGAGAGCUUCGCGCGUUAGAGGAGCAGAAGGCAGCUGCGGAGCGUCGAGAGAAGGAAGUUUGGCAAUCCUUGGAGCGGCAACGCGAGGCCACGAUCGACGAGCUCAGAGCGGAGGCGCGGCGCUUGCGCUUGGACCUGGAACGUGAGCGCUGCGAAGCAGAGCUGCACCGCGAGGAGGCAGACAGGCGCUUGGAAGAGAAGGACAUGCUGAUGAGCCAGCUUCGCCUAAAGACUGGCGAGCUGGAGCAGGAGCUAACCAGCACCGAUUCCAUCACUCGCCUUGCUGAGCAGCAGGCGAACCGCGAGGUUGAGAUGAAGAAGCACCAACAACAGGUGCAGCAAGUGAACCAAUCGCUGCUUGAAGUGCAGAAAAUGCUGCAGAUGAGCUAUGCGCAAGAGAAGGUUCUCAAGGAGCGCAUUCGCGAGUUGGAGUCGAGCCAAGGCAGAACUCAUAUGGCAGGAGACUAUUUGAAGCACGUGGUCUUGAAGUACAUUGAGUACUGCCAAAAGGGCGACAUGAAGUCUCAGUCUCUGGUCCCUGUGCUUUGUACCUUGCUGAACCUGAACUCCACCGAGCGCAAACUCGUUGAGCAUAGCUCUAUUCCUGCACCACUGCAACACCUGAAUCAGGCUGCAGGUGCUGCUGGAGCCUGGUUUCGAGGGUCAGCUGCUGAGGGUGAGUCAUGA